This is a messenger RNA of Egretta garzetta (little egret), 1862 nucleotides long. Its product is annotated as granulocyte-macrophage colony-stimulating factor receptor subunit alpha-like. The record is from RefSeq and is a predicted model, not a curated record. NCBI's taxonomy places the organism in Eukaryota, Metazoa, Chordata, Aves, Pelecaniformes, Ardeidae. Gene Ontology annotation, cellular component: external side of plasma membrane; membrane. Gene Ontology annotation, molecular function: cytokine receptor activity; protein binding. The transcript has 12 exons. Gene Ontology annotation, biological process: immunoglobulin mediated immune response; cytokine-mediated signaling pathway.
CACAAGCGGCAAGGGAGACAGCCCUAUUUAGAGCUAUACAACCAUUUAAAAUACGAAUCUUUCCACCUUCUCUGAGCCUGAAGACAAUGAUAGAAAGAGAAACGAGAUAAAGACAUUUUGGAAUAGAAGAACUGAGAGAUUGUCAGAUGGUGUAGAAGCAGGCAUAUGAACACGUCAGACUAAAAUUCAGAGGAGAGUGGUUCACACUGGCAUCUUUCACCUUGAGCAAGUUUCAUUGUUCUCUGUCUCCAAGGAGCGAGAAAUGGUUGCUCUUCUUGCACUCAUCUUCAUGACCCAGUGGAUGCUGCUGAUCACCCAGUUGUGUGUUGGCCAGCACUGCACAGGCUCGGAGAUGGCAGACUCACCAAUUAGAAAUUUGAUGUUGAAUCAGUGGAAAAUGGAACUGAGUUGUAUGAGCAGCAUGAAUUUCACUGAGGACUAGUGUUCAGUGAUUGCAGGAGAUUUUACCAAGACUAUAAUGACAAAGAAUAUGAAGUGCAUGUUUGGAAAUACAGCACCUCCUCUGCACAAUGGGGCAAGCUUUUCUGUUACAGCAGUGAACACGAAUGGCACGUACUCGAGCAUAUGGAGAUUCAUUCCUGUGUUUGCAGGCAUCAAUGGGUCGGCCAUUGAAAACUUCUCCUGUGUGAUUUACAACAUAUCCCUCAUGAACUGCACCUGGAAAGCAGGCAGGGGUGCUCCAGGAGAUACCCAAUAUUUUCUCUACUGGCAGAACUUGAUAGGCGACAAUGAGAUGGAAUGUGAGCUUUACAUGAAAGAUGAAAAUGGCAGAAACACGGGGUGCAGAUUCAAAAAUGUGAGGAUAGUGUUUAACGAAGCUUGCUUCCUGGUGAAUGGCUCUAGCAAAGAUUCCCCGAUUCAGUUCUAUCAUGAGAAAAUUGAACUGUUUAAAAUUGAAAAGCUCAUGCCUCCAACAAAUAUCACUGUCAACUGUAAUGAAACUGAAAAUGAUUGCAUAAUUCAAUGGCAACGACCCCUAAUAAGUCAUUCUAACAAAGACAAGUGUUUUAAAUAUGAAGUCAACAUAUAUUAUAAGGCUAAUGCUGACGGAAAACCCACGUAUACUUCUAUACAAGAAAGAGGGAAGAAUCACACAUUUCAAAGACCCCAUACAAAAAAAAAGUACCUCUUGAAAAUGAGAACAGCUGGCACCUCCUGCCUCGUGAGCUCAGCCUGGGGGGAGUGGAGUGCAUCUGUAGAGUUUGGAAAUGAAGAAAUUAUUUCUUUUUCAGUAUGGAUUUUACUUGUGGUAGCAGUUGCAACACUCUUAGUGACUAUUGCCACAGUUUUCUUCUGCAAAAGGACCGGCUGCUGGAAAGCAGCAUUUUCACAAAUCCCAGAGCCAAAAAAUGCAUUACAAGAAUUUUGUGAUACAAACCCAGAGCUGAUGGAGAGCAAAAUUCAGCCAAAAACAUCUGAAAAUGAAGAGAUAUUAUUAGUUACUGACAUACUGAAAUAACCAAGAAAAACUGAGGAAUUUGAAAGUGCAUUUCUUAGCUCAAGCACCUAUAUAUUGUUGUGGAAAGUCAAAUAAUAUAUAGGGUUUCUUCACUUUCUUUGUUUUCUUGGCAAAAACAGUGCCACAACCCAAGAGAGGAUGAUACCUCACGUGUAAUUUUUUUUAAAUGCCAUUGUAUUUUCUUUUUAUUUUGGCUGAUUUUAACUGUUUGGGUAACUUCUACUUAUUGGAUAUCUUCCAUUUUGUGAGUAUGAUUGAAAUAUUUAAGUCAAGAAGUUUUAGUUACAUUUUAAUUUUUCAAGGAAAAAUAAUGUCUUUGCCUCAUACUCAAAAGAAUAAGAAUGAAUUUAUUGAGAUGAAAAAAAAAAUUAAAAAAAAAAAA